AUGUUGAUGUUAGCAGCCGCUCCGUUUACUUUCGGUUUAUCAUUGGUAGUUGUUCCGAUAUCUAACGCUGUUAUAUGGCAUUUAAAUAGUCAGGUGUUGAAAGGAAUAGAAAAUGAAUUAAAAUUGAAACACGAAAUUGAGAAGUUAGAACAAGAAAUUAAUGAUUUGAAAGAAGAGCAUAUGUUAGAAAUGGAAAUUGCCACGGACAGAGUUAGAAAGAAGACUGGGAGAUUUGAAAAGGCAAUUGUGUCAAACAACUGGUUGCAAUCGAUACCCAAAUUGCCCACAUGGAUAGUAAUAAUACUGAAAGUUAUGACAAUGGAAUUAAAAUUAAUAAGAAAACUUUCUAUUCCUACAAGGCCAAACAGUUGGGAAUAUUUGAUUAUUAACAAUUCUCAUCAGGAAAAAUUUAUUAUUAGUGAACCACCUUUUCUGCCUAAACUAGAACAAAUCAAAAAUGAAUGA
Molecule: messenger RNA, 465 nt
Organism: Cetraspora pellucida
Lineage: Eukaryota; Fungi; Glomeromycota; Glomeromycetes; Diversisporales; Gigasporaceae
Source: the annotation of a GenBank genome assembly